AUGAUGGCAGGGAUGAAAAUCCAGCUGGUAUGCAUGGUGCUCCUGGCUUUCAGCUCCUGGAGUCUGUGUUCAGAUUCAGAAGAGGAAAUGAAAGCGUUAGAAACAGAUUUAUUGACCAAUGUGCACACAUCAAAGAUCAGUAAACCAAGUGUUCCCUCUUGGAAAAUGAUCCUGCUGAAUCUUUGCAGUCUUAUAAAUAACCUGAACAACCAAGCUGAGGAAACAGGAGAGCCCCUUAUUACAAGAAGGAAAUUUCCCACUGGCUUAGAUGACUUUAGCUUGGAAGCAAUGUUGACAAUAUACCAGAUCCGAAGUAUCUGUCGCAGGAGGACCUUUCAGCACUGGGAGUUAAUUCAGGAAGAUGUUCUUGAUAAUGGAAAUGAAAAAAGUGAAAAAGAAGAAGUUAUAAAGAGAAAAAUUCCUUACAUUCUGAAACGGCAGCUUUAUUCGAAUAAACCCAGAAGACCCUACAUACUCAAAAGAGGUUCUUACUACUACUGA
This is a messenger RNA of Pteronotus mesoamericanus, 501 nucleotides long. RefSeq names its product neurotensin (gene NTS). The record is from RefSeq and is a predicted model, not a curated record. Gene Ontology annotation, cellular component: axon terminus; extracellular region. Bases 1 to 501 code for a protein of 166 amino acids. Gene Ontology annotation, molecular function: neuropeptide hormone activity. NCBI's taxonomy places the organism in Eukaryota, Metazoa, Chordata, Mammalia, Chiroptera, Mormoopidae. The transcript has 4 exons.